ACUCUUCGCUUACGAAUCUCAAUCUUCAUUUAUGCCACCCCUUUUUCUUCUCCUCCAUUAUUCCAUUCUUUCUGCCCAUGUAGCCUCAAGCAUCCAUCCCCAUCUGCGACCAUGGCUGGCGGCUCCAAAGCCAUGUCACCACCAUUGACUAUCCCUUCUUAUUUUCCGUGCGUGCAUCUGUCAUGCAUGUGUCCCUUCUUCUUCAUCGGCAGUUUCCCUCAUCUCUUACACUGACUUUGCUACGGAUACACCAUCGAGAUAUUAUGAAGAGAUCGACAACCUAUUCCAGCCUAAUCUGGUGGGGGAGGUGUCUUCAGGCCGACUCCCUAUGUCGUCGCGCACCGCCGCAUCACAGGCAAAUUAAACCGUAGAUCCAGACACAUCACUACACCAGAUGAGUGAGCACAAGAUGUACAUGCAUGUACCAGCAGUCCAGCACACAGAGAACGGGCAGCUGGUGCAGCCCAGCUGUGCACAACAUUUGCUAGCUGCCUCGCGCGCGCCAUGCAUCCUGCAGCGGCACACAAACACGCCGGAGGCAUGCACUCACGUUCUUCUCCCCCUCCUCGCUCUACCGUGUAUACCAGUCUAGCUACGUACUGCCAGUGCCAGCAGUCUGUGCCGUGCCAGCUAGCUAGUCGAUGACGAAUAUGGCAGGAAGGUAACAGCUAGAGGCCGCCAAAAGAUAUCAUGCUGUUGGGGAAACGCCAACGAUCUCUUGUUGCCCUUCUCGCCACCACGUCGGUCGUCGUUGCUUGCACCACACCACCAGAGCGACGGCCGGGGUUCACCGUCGCGAGCUCUUUUGGAAACGAGGGGGCGGCGCUGCUGGUUUCGUCUAAUCCACCAUUCCACCAUGCGUGAGUAGCUAGUGCUGGCUCAUGUGGCGUGCGUGAACAACGUUUAUCCGCUGAUAGAUCUAUCGUCGCUACUCGAUCGCUAGUGCUCACCUCCCCCGGCCCAUGCCAUGCAUGCAGUUCUUCCUUCCCUUCCCGGCCGGCCGCAAGCAGGGACUUGAUCUCAAGAGACGCGCGCGUGUAUAAAAUGGCCGGCCGGCGCUUGCUGGCCUAGAUCCUCACCCAUCUAUCGAGCUAGGACUGCUAGAUCCUCACCUGCCCGACUCUCGCUCGUCGGUUCGAUCUUUCCCAUAGUUGCAGGAACGCACGGUGCUAGUUUCGAGUGUAGCGCGGCAAUAUGGAGGCAAAGAGCGCGGCCGCGGAGGUGCUCAGGAAGACCGACGCUGGCGGAGACAAUGAGAGGUAUAGGCAUGGGGAGCUGGGGCGCGAGGCUGUGGAGGAGGAGGAGGUGAAACCGCGAAGGGUGGCGGAUGCGCCGCUGCCGGCGGAGAGGAAGAGGAAGCGCGCGGCGGACCCGGAGGACGACGGCAGCGUGAGCGACAGCGGCAGCGGCAGCGAAGGGCCUCCGCAGCAGCAGCAGCAGGUGAAGCCGUGUCUUUCCCCGGUGCCGCCUCUCCAACGGCUCCUGAGUGCGUGCCGCGCCCUGCUCACUGGCUCCUCCUCCCCGCCGACGCCUUCCGCUGUCGCCUUGAUCCGUGGCAUUAUGGACAAGAUUGGGCCAGACGACGUCGGGCUCAGGGACGAGAUCCGCUUCUUCAACAAGAUGAACGCCGCUGGUCUUCAAAACCCUCCUAUCGUCACAUGCAAACCUAUUUACGAGGGCGCCAACUUUACGAUCGCGGUGUUCUUCUUGCCACUGGGAGCGGUCAUGCCUCUCCACGACCACCCGGGCAUGACGGUCUUCACGAAGGUGCUCAUCGGGUCAGCGCGCCUGGAGGCCUACGACUGGGUCCGUCCCCGUGUCUUGGCCGGCUGCUGCUCGGGCUCCCGUCGCCGGACGCUCGCGAAGAAGGUGCGGGACGACCACGGCGUCACCGCAGCGGCGUCCGCCUGGGUGCUGUUCCCCAACAGCGGCGGGAACAUGCACCGCUUCGCGGCCGCGGAGGACGCCCACUGCGCGUUCCUCGACGUCCUCACGCCGCCCUACGCGCCCACGGACCGAAGGCGCUGCACCUUUUACCAGGACCUCCCCUACGAACACCAUCGUCCUCGUCCCUGUACCUGUAGGUCGACAGCCACAGGCGGUGCCAUCUGUGACGACGACGUGCUUGUUGCGGAGGAGCAGACGUGUCGGCUGGCAUGGUUGGAGGAGGUCCCGCAGCCUAGGAACCUGAGGGUUGUCUGCUUGCCGUUCCGAGGCCCAACGAUCUUCUAGCCUCAUCAACAGCCCAUCCGGCAGGCAGACCCUGCUUACUAUCUCUAGCUAUGAGGGAGGCAUAGUUGAUCAAAAAAAAAUAUUGUCUUUUUCCUUUUGGAGAAUAGGAUCCCGUGCUGAUAAAUGAUGAUGUUUACAGUAUGUAGUGUUAAGCUACUCUACUGCGUCACUGAGACAAAACGUAUUCAGCUCUUCACAGGUGGACGACAAAGCCACUGGCUUCUGUACUUCUGUUUCUGCGAUGAACCAGAUCACCGCCAUAGUCAAUAUAAUAGGCUCUAAGUCUGCAUUCUCCCCUUUCA
This is a messenger RNA of Zea mays, 2534 nucleotides long. Its product is annotated as cupin, RmlC-type. The record is from RefSeq and is a predicted model, not a curated record. NCBI's taxonomy places the organism in Eukaryota, Viridiplantae, Streptophyta, Magnoliopsida, Poales, Poaceae. The coding region runs from base 1195 to 2232 and encodes 345 amino acids. Gene Ontology annotation, molecular function: oxidoreductase activity, acting on single donors with incorporation of molecular oxygen, incorporation of two atoms of oxygen. The transcript has 5 exons.